AUGAUAUAUGCUACUUUGACCUCCACAACGUCUGUUAAUGUUGCUUCCGGAUGUAGUUUCUCGAAGACUUAUACGGCUACCGCACAGGCUGAUUUGGAUUCUUUGGCCUCUUGUGAUGCCAUCAAGGGUGAUGUCUAUAUCACCGGUGAUUUGGGUACUGGUUCCAUUGCUAACGUCAAAGCCAUCUACGGUGACUUGAUUAUUUCCAAUGCUACUGAAUUAGCCUCCUUCGCUGCCGACUCCAUUGCUGCUAUCAGUGGUGAGUUGAAGUUAGAGAGUUUGACUAUCUUGUCGGAACUUUCUAUGGGUUCUUUGAAUUCUGUUGGUGCUAUUAACUGGGUCACUUUGCCAGCUUUGAUUGACACUGGUUUGACCCAGGUUACCGACUGUAAUUCCAUCUACAUUUCCGACACCCAGUUGUCCUCUUUGGAUGGUUUGAAUCCAAUCAACGUCGAAACGUACAACAUCAACAAUAAUUUGAACUUGGCUUCUAUCGAUUCCGAAAUUCAGACUAUUUCUCAAGCUUUGUCUAUCUCUCACAACGGUGACGAAACUGAGCUUGUCUUUGAUGAGUUGCAGUGGGCCAACAAUUUGACUUUCUACUCUGUCUCUUCCAUUUCCAUGAGUAGUCUUCAGUCCAUUAACGAAAGUGCCGGUUUCUUCGAGUCCUCUGUUGAGGCCUUGAAGUUCCCAUUGGUUACUAAAGUCGGUGGUGACUUGACUAUCGAAAAUAACGAGGACUUGCAAGAACUCGACUUUGGUAACUUGACUUCCAUUGGCGGUGGCUUGGUUAUUGAGAACAACACUGAGUUGAAGUCUAUCGAAAACUUUGAUGACUUGAAGUCUGUCACUGGUGCAGUUGUCCUUGUAGGUGAAUUCGACAACUGUACUAUGUCUGACUUGAAGACUGUCAGAGGUGCCUUCGAAGUUGAUACCACUGGUGACUUUGACUGUACCGACUUUAACAAGUUGGCCAAGCAAGGUAACAUUCAGGGUGACUUCGAGUGCAAGGCUUCUACUUCGAGCUCUUCUAUUUCAGGUUCAAAGACUUCUUCUUCGACCUCUUCUGAGGGAAGCGACUCUUCAUCUUCCACUGCAAGCUCGUCUUCAAGUAAAGGUGAUGCCGCUAAUAUCGCAGUUAAUUGCGCCCCUAUCUGGGGUACCUUUGCCGCUUUUGUCGUGGCCUUGUUAUAA
Brettanomyces nanus is the source of this 1194-nucleotide messenger RNA. RefSeq lists its product as uncharacterized. Bases 1 to 1194 code for a protein of 397 amino acids. The record is from RefSeq and is a predicted model, not a curated record. Gene Ontology annotation, biological process: fungal-type cell wall organization. The transcript has 2 exons. Gene Ontology annotation, cellular component: plasma membrane; fungal-type cell wall. Lineage: Eukaryota; Fungi; Ascomycota; Pichiomycetes; Pichiales; Pichiaceae.